Messenger RNA from Colletotrichum orchidophilum, 1623 nucleotides. Its product is annotated as high-affinity nicotinic acid transporter. The record is from RefSeq and is a predicted model, not a curated record. Gene Ontology annotation, biological process: transmembrane transport. Gene Ontology annotation, molecular function: transmembrane transporter activity. The coding region runs from base 1 to 1623 and encodes 540 amino acids. Gene Ontology annotation, cellular component: membrane. The transcript is spliced from 5 exons. Lineage: Eukaryota; Fungi; Ascomycota; Sordariomycetes; Glomerellales; Glomerellaceae.
AUGAGUCUGCCAAUUCAGCCAGAUCGAUUCCGUAUCGACCACGAUGCAACGGCUGCCAGCCGGAAGCAGCAAGCCAACGCGGCCGUGGCUCGAGCCAAUGUCGAUAACCUGCGAGAUGACCCCGAAGCGCGAGCGGCAUUCCUUUCGACUUUUUCUGCGGAGGAGGAAAGGUCCGUCAUCAACAAAGUUGACAAGGCCUUUUUGGUUCUCAUCGGAGUAAUGUACAUGAUCAAGCAGAUUGACCAAACAAAUGCUGCCAAUGUCCGAGUGUUACAAGCAGGGGAGUCUCGCAACAUCAUGAAAGAGCUCGACAUGACGUCUGAUCAAUACAAUUGGGUUGGAUCCAUCUACGGGAUUGCCUACAUCAUCUUCGAAGCGCCCAGUAAUCUGUUAUUGAAGCGCAUGAGUCCUCACUUGUGGCAGUCUCGUAUUUUCUUCACUUGGGGCAUCAUCACGGCCUGCCAUGCUGCAGCUCAGAACCGGCAUCAACUCUACGCUAUGCGGUUUCUGCUUGGUACGUUCGAAGCUGGCAUGUUUCCGGGCAUCAUGGCCCAGCUGUCGAGCUGGUACCGCACAGACGAGAUCGGCAAGCCGGUAACUUGGUUCUUUGCAAUGUCCAACCUCGCGGGCAUCAUCGGAUCUCUGUUAUGUUACGGCAUCAGCUACAUGAACGGGAUCCGCGGCAUUAGUGCCUGGAGAUGGGUGUACCUUCUCGAAGGGUCAGCGACCAUUAUCUUCUCCGGCGUCGUCUUUUGGCUGCUGCCGGACUACCCAAAGUCUCCGCGUAGCAACCGUUUCCUGACCGAGAGGGAACAGGAGUUUGUCGAGGCCAGGUUACCGGAGAAUGCGCCUUUGACGAAUGAUCCCGAUUUCGCCGGCAAAGAGAUUUUGGCAGUGUUGCGAACACCGCUGAUUUGGUCCUUCAUGCUGUCGCAGACGCUCAUUAACAUUGGAGGAUACGCGUUGACGUGGUACUUACCGACGAUUGUUACCAAUCUGGGCUUCGUGGGGUUGCCGAGGAACCAGCUGCUGAAUAUGCCUCCUGCGUUUGCAGCUAUCGUGGGCUUGAUGUUUUCGGCUUGGUUCAUGUCGAGAGCGUACAUUGUACGACCAGCGUACAUCAUGAUUCUCAUGUCCGGCAUGGUUGUGUGCUUCGUUCUCUUCUUCACAAUCACCAACCGAUACGGCAUCUACAUUUCCUGCAUCUUGGGAACCUUGUUCUACCAGUCAUACUUCAUCCCGUUCUGGGCCUGGAGAUCUGCGACGCUCUCGGGAUCAACGGGUACAGCGUUCACACUGGGUCUUCAAUCGGGUAUUGCCCAGCUGGGCGGCGUCAUCGGUCCGCAGCUGUUCCAGUCAAAGUUCGCGUACAACGGCUACAAGACGAGCUUCGCGAUCGCAGCGGCGACGACGAUUGCCUCUUUUGUCGCCAAUCUCUGGACGUGGUGGCUGACCAGGAACACGGAAUACGACGUGAUGAGGGUAAGAAGGAAGAUUUUGAAGGCGAGGAAGGCUGGCAAGGUCAACUUUGAUGAUGAUAUCCGGGUGUUUGAGGAGAGACGGUUUUAUGACGGAUUCAAGCGACAGGGGAGAGAUGAUAACGAGGAAAGCUCACAAGCUUGA